AUGGGAAGCAAGGACAAGCUGAGCAGGCUGAAUAAAGGCAAUGCUAGGGUUUCUGGAGACAUUGAUGAUAUAUUUUCGGAGAUUGGCAAUAGUAAGGAAAAAGCAGUAGAGUCGAAGACACAUAAAGCAUCAAGGCAUGACUUGCGCGAUGAAAAUGAAAUGUCUGAUGAAAAAACGUAUUUUUGCACAGAGCGCGACGGUAGGAGAUACCACGAUGGGCUUCCUGUGUACACAAUCGAGGAACUCCAGCUCAAUAAUGAAGGAGGAGAUACAGAGAACUGCCCCAUAUAUUGUGAUUGCUGCACUUAG
Molecule: messenger RNA, 309 nt
Organism: Ordospora pajunii
Lineage: Eukaryota; Fungi; Microsporidia; Ordosporidae
Exons: 1
Coding region: 1-309 (102 amino acids)
Source: RefSeq, a predicted model, not a curated record